This is a messenger RNA of Plutella xylostella (diamondback moth), 2218 nucleotides long. Its product is annotated as protein THEM6. The record is from RefSeq and is a predicted model, not a curated record. NCBI's taxonomy places the organism in Eukaryota, Metazoa, Arthropoda, Insecta, Lepidoptera, Plutellidae.
CAAGUGUCACUUACUGUUCCCAUGCGAAAAAUACCACACUGUCAUUAUCACUUAUACCAAGUUUUAAUUCUAAAGUUCUAAUUUCAUACACAGUCUUUUAGUUAAACCUACAGUUUUUAUAGUUAUUGGCAACGAUGAGUGUUUACUAAAAAACUCGGGUUAUGUGCCUCGAAAAAUCAAUUUUAUAACCUGUCUUUUCACCGGCAUCCAGGUAUUCAAUGAGUAUGUGGACAGUAUGCGUGCCGGGCUGGGCGGCGUGCGUGACGGCGGCCACGCUGCUGCUGUACGGCACCCUGGACGUGGCCUACUUCGCGCGCAUGAUGUUCACCGUCGCCAGGGCUAGGUACUUCAGGAAGAGGGCCUGUCUGCUGGACACUACGGAGAUUAAAUCCUACUGCCUCCUAAACGACAUCGACACCCUUCUCUACCACAUGAACAACGCCCGGUACCUUCGAGAGCUGGACUUCGCUCGAGUGGACUUCUACGAGCGGACCGGCCUCUACGCUAACAUACGGGGCGCGGGUGGCGCCGUGGUUCAAGCUGCUGCCACUAUACGCUAUAGGCGGUUUCUGAAGCCGUUCACGAAGUUCACUAUUACUUCUAAGGCGAUCUACUGGGACGAGAAGACCGUCUUCAUGGAGCACGAGUUCAUAGGGCCCGGUGGCUUCGUGCACGCAGUGGCUGUGUGCCGGCAGCGCGUCAUCGACACGUCGGCGGCGGCUAUAGCGGACCUGCUGGUGCAGCUGCACUGUGGCGGCGCGUGCAGGCCGCCGCCCUGCAAGAUGCCGCCCGAGCUGGAGCUGUGGGUGCAAAGCAACGACAUCAGCUCGGCGCGGCUGCGCGGCGUGUCCCCCCUGCCCCUGCAGCCCCCGCUACAUCAGGGGGCGGGGGAGGUGAUACCAACGACCACAGCAGAGUGAGAUGAGGCCACGCGUCGGCUGCGACGCCGCAACGAUGGUGUUGCCCGCGCUGUGAAGUAAAUGUUGUGCGGAUAAUGUGUCUAAGUCCUGAGGCUGCUAUAGACGGGUUUGUUAUCGACGGUGUUGUGUUGUUUAAUUCGCUAUCCACCAACCAAUUUAUGAUGAAUAGUGAUGAUAUAGUGAAGCUUAUCUACUUCGAUAAUAAGCCCGUGUAUUAUUGGCAGCUGCCCAGGAUACACUAGGCUAGUUUUUGAAGCUAGUGUUAGUAUAUAGCUAUCAAGUUAGUACUUCUGGCGUUGGAAAUGAUGUCAGUUUUGUCUACAAAGCAUCUAGUUUGCUAUUCUAGCUUGAAAAAUUUGCCUCGUGUGUCCCGGGCAUAAAAUGCCGCUUGUAAGUUUUCAUGAUUUAUUGAAAUGAAAAAGUUUGUUUUUGUCACACACAUUGCAGUGCCCCUAGCGGUCGCUACCGUGAAACAAUUGACAGAAGAUAGGUGUGCAUUUUCCUGAUUGGUUUUUUAAGCACUAGGUUCAAGGUAAUUAAUUAUACCAUCUUAUACUUUCGAUACUGCUUGUGGAGUGCUGUUUAUUACACCCUUCGAGAGGUGAAAAGUGUAUGGCGUGGCACAGGAGCGCCAUCUAGCAGUACAUACAAAUUUUCAUUUUCAUACUUUACACUAUUCUUGAACGAAGAGAAAAACUUGCACUAGGUCCGCGGAUCGUGAUUUGUUGAUGCAUAUUUUGUAUUUUGUGUGUUGGCUGUUUAGUGUAAAGUUCGAUGGUUUAUGUAAUAAUAUUUUGCUGAGCAUAUUGGCCAAAACGUUGAUAAAGGGGCUUGUGUAGGAAUGGCCGACUAAAACAAAUAUUUGUUAUCUUUACCUGAAAGGAAGAGAAAAUGCACUGUGGUUUAUUUAUAUAAAUGUAUACCUUUAUAUUAUAAACGUCACAUUAAAAUGUACCUACUUUAUAAUUAAAAUCUAUUUCUAUUUAAAUUAAUUUGUAAAUAAUGUUAUAUUCAUAACUAUACUUUAUUUGAUUGACUUUAUGUUUUCAUUUGUUUCAGGUAGGUAGUAAGGUACCUACAAACUAACUGAAAUAUUUUUGAUUCCAAUGUGCCUGUGUACUUUGAUCAGAAAAUCUAUUUAAGUGUAUUAGAAAUUAAAUACAUAAUCAUUAUUAUUGUACUUAAAGUACCUUCUCUUACGUAUAUGACUUAUUGAAUAUGUAGUUAUUAUAUUAGCUUUAGAUAUUAAUAUUAUUUAAACAUUCUGAUCUGAUAAAAGUAAAUGUAUGUUAAUUAUG